UGCAAAGUUCAGAGGAUCACUGCUAUAACUCUCGGCUGCUCUCAACCAACAGUAUCUCGCAUAAUAGCACAAGUUUCCGACUUGUUUUAUAGAAGGCGAAAGGAAUUCAUUAAAUGGCCAGAGCCUAACGAGCAGCAAAAUACCCAAAGAAGGUUUCUCGAAUUAUGCGGAAUUCCAAAUGUUGUCGGAGCGCUUGACGGAUCCCACGUGAAAAUCAUCGCACCGAGUGUUUCCGAAGACAGCUACGUUUUUCGCAGCAGUGUUCUGUAUAGAUCGCUGCAGACAGGAAGAAAAACUGGCAUUUUGCUGGCCGAUAGCGCGUACAGAUCCGAAAGAUUCCUUUUGAAGCCGAUUCUGAGGGAAAAUAGGACAGCUGCAGGUUCAUGUUCGCACACACAACUUUUGAUUCUAGAAACACGCUACACCGACGCUGUCUGCCGCGGGCGGGUUGUGAUCGAAAAUGCGUUUGGAUCACUCAAAAGGCAAUUUCAAGCCUUGCACACGGAGCUUAGGCACAGUCCCGCUAGAAGUGCAAAGAUCAUUGUGGCCGCAUGCUGCUUGAGGAAUUACUGCAUACAAACACGCGAGCGUAGCUUCACCGAGGAUGAAGCCAUCGCUCAGCAGUACCCCGAAGCAGGAAAUGAAGAUCCCGAUUUGCCGGACGUAGGAGAAGGCGAUAGCAUGCGCCGUUUUAUUGUCGAAAACUACUUCGCAUGA
Molecule: messenger RNA, 717 nt
Organism: Cylicostephanus goldi
Lineage: Eukaryota; Metazoa; Nematoda; Chromadorea; Rhabditida; Strongylidae
Source: the annotation of a GenBank genome assembly